AAUAGGCCUACCGUCCUGAAUCUGUUAUCGUUUCAAGAUCAGAGCAGAGGACAUCAAAUCCUGUUUCCCUACAGCAGCAUCAGUGUGACAAUACAAGUAUGAGUCAGGUAACUACAAUGAAAUCAUACAGUUAGCUAAAUAUGCUAAAUAUGAUGUGGCUGUCCAUGGUUCUGAUUUCUGAGUGUGCGUGUGUGUGCGUGCAUCGUGCAAGUAGAAAAACAUGUUGACUCACCCUACUUGUAGAGAAACACCAAUGCUAUCCUCUCUUUAAUGUUGACGAAAUGGUCUAUCACUCUGUCAGACAGCACACACUGAAGUGUCCUCGCAAUGAAGAAGCAAUUAGAAAGAUUUUGGAAAUGCUAGAAAUACAUCCAAAGGUAGUUCACCUUUAUUCGAUAUGAUCAUUUAGAUAAAGAGGAACAUUGUGUCCCCAAUUAAAUGGGAAAAAGCACAGCUUGAGUUUAGAAUAGUAACGUCCAGGGAAAUAACACAUAGUUGUAAUACUCCUCAUGCACACUUACCUGUAUGUGUACUGUGUAUUUUAACUCAGGUGCAGGAUGAUGAGGUCUGGGAACUAAUCAGAGCAGAAGAAGCCAGUGAUGCCCCUGAGCUGGAAAACCUGGAGGUAUGUGUGGUCUAAUUUCAGACUUUGCUACUUGGUCAAAUUACGAAUGACAGGUCAGGGCAGAGGGAGGUGGUCAGAGCAGAGGGGAUCAAAUCCUGUUUCCCUGCAGCGCAUCAUUGUGACAAUACAAGUAUGAUUCAGGUAACUACAAUUAAAUUAUACAGUAAGCAGCUGUGUAAGCCUGUGAACAAUAAUAAAUAGCCUAUCAAUCUCUUCCUCCUAGCCAAGGAUAAGUUUGGAAAAGCAAAUCAGGAGCUUCUCACCAGAUGCAGCAUCUGCCCUUGCAAGUAAGUUAUCAUAUCUCACUGAGCUUUAUGCAUUGUAUCGUCAGUCGUUGUCAACUGUGUUCCUAAUUACAUCAUAUUUUGUUUUCAGGAGCUGGAAUUAAAGAGGACAUUGAUAUUCAAGAGUUAACAAGAGAUGAUCUGAACGAACUUCUGCCAGGCCUUGAGCAUUUCAAACUUAGAAAGAGGAUCAGUGAACUUCUAACCAAAUCUAAACAGGUUGGUAUAGCCCCAAAAGCUUCUAUGGCUACUGUACCACUUUGUGGGAUCAUUCAGUGUAGUUAAUAGAAUGAAGGUUUUUGAUUCAAUAUAGAAUUCCAUUGUAUGUACUAAUCCCCCCAUGUUUUCUCAACCUUUUUUGUUUCUUAGGACACAGCUAAACCUAUCGAUUUAAUUCUUAACGAGUUUAGGGACAUUUCAGCUGUUGUCAUGAAGAGUAAGUCCCUUUUCAAGGACUUUCAGCAUAGCUGUCACCCAAUACAUUUGUGGUGUCUCUUUGGUUGUAAUUGUAAUUUUAUGCACUGGUCACUUUCUCCUUACAGAUGCACUUGUUCCUGGGGGAGUGUUACAUGGCUACGUCCCUAUUCUUAGAGAUUUGGAGCAGCAGCUUGCCAAAGCCCUGCACUUCAUUCAGGCACAUGUUGAACUACUUGAGAGCUACAAUAAAGAAGAGCCCAUGGAGGCUGAGGGCAAUGCUGUGUCCCCAUCAGUUGACUCUGCUACAGCAGGAAACCAGCUCAUCCUUCAUGAAUUACAAGACAUAGAUAAUGGUAUAAAAAUUGUAAACACGUAGAUUUCAUGAAUUGUAUAAUUUUGUUGAGAAGUUAAACAUUCAAGACAUUCACUAUUGGGACGUUAAUGGCGCUCGAACACAGUCUUGUCUUAGUUUGGAAUGACUCAGCUAACAGCCCCAAUCUUCAAUCUUUUUCAGUACAUAAAAAAUCUGUUAAAGGCGCUUCAGAACGACCAGGUAACUCGAAGUCUUAAACACAGCACAUGUUAUCAAAACGUAAGAAUUCUAUAGAUGUUUGUAAACCCUUUUAUAGCUGGCAAAGCCAACCACAAUGACUUGCAUAGACUCACAAGAAUGUGCUGCAAAAACAUUGGAUUUUCAUUCAUAAUACUUUGUUGUCCUCAGCCUUAGGUGCUGUAGAGACCCACCCCAAACGACCAAGAACAGAUGUGGAUGACAAAGGUCAUUAUCAAAGCCUAAAAACUGUUCAAUGUCAUUCAAUCCUUUAAAGUAUCAUUAAUUUCUAAGUAAAAAAAUAUGAUGUAGCAAUCACUGAUUGCCUCUUUAAGGAAUUGGAAACAAUAAUGUGUUGAGAUAGUUUGAUUUGAAUUGCUAAUUUCAGAUAGUUCCUCAUCCGUAGAUGGUAGCAUCCAGGCCCAAAAAGAUAAGGAAGGAAAAGAACCUGGAAGUUCGUGGAAGUUCUCCCACUUCUUCAGUGAAUCUCUAUUCAGAGGAAAUGAAACAAAACAUUUGCCAGGUGAGAUUCUUGGGAUAUGCUUUGUACUAAUCGAAAAUCAUUUGUUCAUGCAUUUCCUGUCAGUCCACCGUUCAUAUCAAUCUGAUUAGCAUAAAUCACUCCUCCCCUCUCCGCUGUGAUGGCUGAUGUGUGAUGAGCUUUCUAGCCUGAAAUGACUGCAAUGGAAAUCCACCACUUUUCUUUUGUAUGCAACAUCUUGGGGAUAUACUGUAUGUAGUGUUGUAAUUUAAUUAUGUUUUGUUUCAAGUAGUUAAAGUCCAUUCACAAGUAUGUGGAAAAACCCUGAACACUCACCUUGCACUCAUGAAACAAGUGGAUAAUCUGGGACUUAAGCGAGAGGAGACCAGUGCAGAGGACUGCCAAGUCAUGAUGGUCUUCUGUCCUGUUACAUCUCGUGUGGGAACUGACAUUGAGGCUGCCAUGAGCCAAGUUCCAGGUAGGAAAGCCUUUUGAGAUUACACCAAGAAAGUUAAAGAAUUCCAGACCGAAUACAAUUGUCAAUACUACUUCUAUCAUGGGAUUUACAUUUUACUCAACAGGAUGUAUUGGUCCAUGUUGUAGAAUUACUUUUUGUCUCCAAAUAUUUUUUAGUGGAAGUACAUUUCUAAAGCUUGCAUCGUUUUGUCUCUCAACAGGUAACAGAGAUGCCAUUCUAGUGGUGAUGCACCAUACUUAUGAUCAGAACUUUGUCACAAGCCGGAGAUCUGCAUCUCACUACAAAAACAUAGUGGAGGAAGUGAAUGUUCUCUUCCUUGACUCUGUGGGACUUCUGCAUUGUAAAACAAAUGAUGAAGCAGUGACUCUCAUACAUAAGGCCUUACAGAAAUACAACAGCAGUACUUAG
Molecule: messenger RNA, 3243 nt
Organism: Coregonus sp. 'balchen'
Lineage: Eukaryota; Metazoa; Chordata; Actinopteri; Salmoniformes; Salmonidae
Source: the annotation of a GenBank genome assembly